AUGGGACAACAUGUAUCAGUCACUAUACCUAGAUGGAUUGAUGUCAAUGGAGUCAAAAACUUCCGUGAUAUUGGUGGAUGGCCUUUAAAAGAUGGUUCUGGUUAUAUUCGUGAAAGGAUCGUAUUCAGAUGCGGGCAUCUGGUGAAUAUUACUCAAGAGGGGAUCAAUACAUUGAAACGCCUUAAUGUCAUCGCAGCAUUUGAUUUUCGUUCUGAUCCAGAAAUUGAACGUCAAGGCAUGGCUCCUGAAAUUCCUGGAUUGACUCGAUAUGCUUCAGCUAUGUUUUCCAAGGCUGAUUAUUCACCUGCUGCCUUGGCUUCACGAUGGAAAGGUUAUUUUGAAGGUCCACUAGGUUUUCCCAAGGUGUAUAAUAUUAUUCUCGAAAAAGCCAAGGAACAGUAUCGUAAAAUCUUUUUGCAUAUGUUGGAACACCAUUCAAAUGAAUCUACAAAAUCAUUGAUUAUCCAUUGUACAGCUGGAAAGGAUCGAACUGGGGUAUUUGUUAUGCUUUUACUUGGUCUGUGCGGAGUGGAUGAAGAAAUCAUUUCCCAAGAAUAUGCUUUAAGUAAUCUUGGAUAUUGGGAAUCUGAAGAAGAAUUGGAAAAGAAAUCGAUCUUAAUAGGAACAAGUAUUGAAAAUAUGCGAAUGGUGAUGUCAGCUCCGUAA
Molecule: messenger RNA, 666 nt
Organism: Halteromyces radiatus
Lineage: Eukaryota; Fungi; Mucoromycota; Mucoromycetes; Mucorales; Cunninghamellaceae
Product: tyrosine phosphatase family-domain-containing protein
Exons: 5
Coding region: 1-666 (221 amino acids)
Biological process (GO): dephosphorylation
Molecular function (GO): phosphoprotein phosphatase activity
Source: RefSeq, a predicted model, not a curated record